Fusarium musae is the source of this 2157-nucleotide messenger RNA. RefSeq lists its product as uncharacterized. The coding region runs from base 1 to 2157 and encodes 718 amino acids. Gene Ontology annotation, cellular component: nucleus. Gene Ontology annotation, molecular function: zinc ion binding; transcription cis-regulatory region binding; DNA-binding transcription factor activity, RNA polymerase II-specific. Gene Ontology annotation, biological process: regulation of DNA-templated transcription; DNA-templated transcription. The record is from RefSeq and is a predicted model, not a curated record. The transcript has 3 exons. Lineage: Eukaryota; Fungi; Ascomycota; Sordariomycetes; Hypocreales; Nectriaceae.
AUGGCUGGUGGGGCGGCCUCGAUGAGUCCUACGAGUCCUGUCAGCUCCCGUCAUGGUCAUGGCCAUGGGAACAGCAAUGGCACCAACAAGCGCAAGAGAAGCAGCAUGGUUGGCAUUGAAAGCAGCCCAGGCAGUAAUCUUGACGAUCACGAUGCUGAGCAGGAGAAGAAGCGCCAGCCUGGCGUCAAAAGGGCUUGCAACGAGUGUCGACAGCAAAAGCUCCGAUGCGACGUGGUGCAAGACCCUUUCCAAAGUUGCUCUCGGUGCAAUCGCCUGAAACUAGAGUGCAAAAUUGAAUCAAACUUCAAGAGAGUCGGCAAAAGAUCUAAGCACGCCGAGAUGGAGAAGGAGAUCGAUCGACUGCGUCGCAGUCUUGCUCACGCAAAGUCUCAAGGCUUCACUCCAGAAGCCGAUGAUGAUAUGGACUCUCCCAUUGCUGCGAGCAAUCCCACGUACACUCACACUCACACCCGAAAUCCUUCUUUAAUGGGUUCCGACGAAGCUGUCUCGUCCCUACUUCAUCUUAAGCGCGGCGGAAACUACAACAUGCCACGAUAUUCGCACAACCUGGAAAAUGUCAAGCUAACGGAAGAAGAUGUCAACAACCUUUUCCGACAAUUCUGGGCUUUCUAUCAUCAAUUUCUACCUUUCCUCAACCCUUCACAGGCACCUGAUCUCUUCUACCAACAACAUCCCCUCCUGUUCUGGUCCAUUAUCUCUGUCGCUGCCCGACGAUAUAACCCACCAAGCACAAACGAUCUGCUCAGCAAUCUCUCGGGACCUCUGACACGUUUCUUGUGGUCAACGAUAGGAGAAGUCCCGAGCAACUACUACGUGGUCAAGGCCAUGUGCCUGCUGUGCACAUGGCCGCUGCCCACAAGUACGACUUCGUCUGACCCUACGCACAUUUUGUGUGGCGUGAUGAUGAAAACGGCUACUGGAAUAGGUCUGCACCGGCCCAAUAACAUCCAAGACUUUUCUAGGGUGUCAGUUGAGUUGAACAAGGAACAGCUCAAUGACCGUGUGACAACAUGGGCUGUUUGCAACAUUGUUGCGCAGUCUGUUGGGACUGGCUACGGCCAGCCAGCGUCAACUCUUUAUGACUGGACUCUGGCCUCACGAGCUGGAGAAGAGAGUGCUUUCCAACUAUCGCGAGAUUUAGAGGCGCGGCUACAGAUUGAGAGAUUCUGUGACAAGGUCUCGAAGGAGAUGUAUAGCAACGCUAGCGAUCCCCGUGGCGUUGCAGGAGAUGAACACCGGGCAAUGCUGAUGCGUGUCUACCGUCGAGAUUACGCAGAGCUGAAUGCUUCCAUCCUUUCACAAGGGCUGGGCCCCAUUGUCUCUUUGCAUCUCCGGGCGGCGGCUCUUCACAUGCGCUUGGCCGGUUUCUUCGAUUCCAGUAAGACCCCAGGUUAUAUGGAUGACCUGAUGGGCUUAUGGCGCGCCACUACCGCUUUUCUCGACGAAAUUCUCGAAGUCGAUCAAGCAACUAGUCCUCCGGACAGCGUUGGCGGGCACUUACUUCUUCACUGUAGUAACUACAUCGGACAGAUGAUGGUUGCAGCUGGCUUUGCCCUUCUCAAGCUCAUGAGAUCGUUCUUCUCGAAGACUAUAGACUUCCAGCGAGGUAGAACGCUCUUCCAUCAGACGAUCCGGGCUAUCCGGGCUACCAGUGUUGUUAACAAUGAUCUUCAGUGGCGUUUGGCUGAACUCAUGGUGCAGAUGUGGAACGGCGCUCGACUCGAACAGAAUCAACAUAACUUCAACAGUAACGACAACUCACCGAUCCAAAUGGACGACAGCCUCCAGCUCAAGGUUCGAUGCCGUCACACUGCCAGACAACCGACAAAUCCAGAUUCGGCUAAUGAGUCUUCAGCAUCAUCAACACACAUGGACAGCACCCUCGUACCAUCUCACACCCUCCCACCUUCGAGUCUGCUCAGCACCAACAACACUCACAACAGCAACCCCAACUCGAACGGCGCCCUGACACCGGGAGCCACAGGACUCUCAGCUGUUUCGUCAGCCCAUAGUAUGAUGGCUGGUGUCAGUUACGGAGAUGCAGCCAACUACGACUUCUUCGACCCCCAGCACUGGAUGUUGGACGGCCUACUUGACUUUAACUACUCAUAUGUGCCUCCCUUGGAAGGCGCCUAG